Aspergillus wentii DTO 134E9 is the source of this 605-nucleotide messenger RNA. RefSeq lists its product as uncharacterized. The transcript is spliced from 2 exons. The record is from RefSeq and is a predicted model, not a curated record. Lineage: Eukaryota; Fungi; Ascomycota; Eurotiomycetes; Eurotiales; Aspergillaceae. The coding region runs from base 33 to 353 and encodes 106 amino acids.
UUUUUUCCUUUUGGAGGCGUUGAGGGCACCGCAUGGCCUCACUCUGCUGCUGCCCUGUGAGCUGCUCCUCCUCGACACCAGCCCCCCGUGUUCGUGCACUCGUUCUGCGCGUCACGCUCUGGAGAUUCUCGUGUGCAUCAUUGUUCUUUUUAUAUUUUUCAUCUGCUGCAGUUAUAUCCUUGCGAUGUCGACCGUCUCGGACGCCUGCGGGGACUAACUAUCACCUGGUGCGGGCACUGGGGAAAAACACACACCAUGACCUGCGACCAUGGCCGAUAACAGCUUCAAUGGCUUCAUCGCUGUUGGACCCAAGUCUCAGUUGCCAUCUAUUGCUUCUUUCUUUGAUCAUCUAGAGCUGACUAUCAAAUCUUGAUUUGUUUCGUUUUGAUACUAUGAGCGGUCAAUGUCGACUGGACUCUGUUGUAUAUUCCUCCUCUAUACAUUCGCACGGGCAUCAACAGCCAUAUAAAAUUCGAAUGCGUUGAAAGGAUGCUUGGUCGGUCUUAAUCCGAACCGUGUCUCAUCUUCCAAAGCUACCAUAGCCACCAUCAAUCACUAACAAAACUCAUCAUGUCGAUCGCUAGCUAUCUUUCUUCUGGUGUUUC